Messenger RNA from Erythranthe guttata (spotted monkey flower), 977 nucleotides. Lineage: Eukaryota; Viridiplantae; Streptophyta; Magnoliopsida; Lamiales; Phrymaceae. The record is from RefSeq and is a predicted model, not a curated record.
AUGUCUCCUCCACUCUUCUUGCCGCAGACACCCGUCCACCGCCAACUUCACCUCGCUGCAGCCUCCCAUUCCACCUCCCACUUUCACCAGAAUUACCUCCUCUCCGCCGUCGCCUACAGCGGCCAGCUCCUCGUGACCUUUUUCGGAACUCAGAACUUUGUGUUCUACUUGGAUACAGUGACAGGAGGAACCGACACUACGGCUAUAACACUUGAAUGGGCAAUGGCCGAACUUAUGAAUAACCCGGAUGCAAUGAGCAGGGCGCAGAAAGAAUUAUCGGAAGUAGUGGGAUUGAACGACAUUGUUGAAGCGCUUCACAUUCCAAAAUUGAAAUAUUUGGAAGCAGUUAUAAAAGAAACAAUGAGGUCACAUCCAGCAAUACCUCUCUUGAUUCCAAGGUCUACUUCGCAAUCUUCCACCGUCGGAGGAUAUACAAUCCCGAAGGGUACUACGGUCUUUAUAAAUGUUCGGUCUAUCCAAAGAGAUCCUUCGAUUUGGGACAAGCCAUUGGAAUUUCGGCCGGAGAGAUUUCUUGACGACACGAUUGAGAAAUGUGAUUAUAGAGGUAACUAUUUUCAUUAUUUACCGUUUGGAUCGGGAAGAAGGAUUUGUGCCGGGAUGCCCCUUGCGGAGAGAAUGCUGAUGUAUUUGUUGGCUUCAUUUUUCCAUUCGUUCGAUUGGAAAUUAGGACAAGGGGAAACACUUGAUAUGUCGGAGGCGUUUGGGAUUGUCCUAAGGAAAGGUACACCGCUGAUUGUUGUUCCAAGUCCUCGGUUAUCUGUUUCAGACCUAUAUGAUUAGUCACACGUACGUUGGUUACGAAUAAUAAUUGUUGCGGUGCUUUCGUUCCGUUUCUGUGAUUUUAUUGCUAAGUAAUGUGUUAUUGUUAUGUAAUUUUACUAUGAAUUUUGAUUUCACCGAUACACAUGUACGCAUGUUGGUGCAGAUAUGGCUAUUGCCUACUUGUUUAUCAUCUA